AUGACAGAGUAUUCGCAGUCGAAACUGAAUUCCGUGAAUCGGUUGAGAAAACGAGGCAAAUACGACUUUGAAACCAUCCACGGACUCGUCAACCAAGCUCCCGUAGUCCACGUCUCUUUCGCGACUGAUGCAUCCGAGCCAUUCCCCACCAUCCUCCCCAUGAUCGGGCAAAUGGGUUCAUUCGAAGACACCUCCUCUGGUCUGGACUCGCCCCUAGACUGCUACCUCCACGGCUACGUGAGCUCGCGCAUCAUGCGGCUAUCGCAGGAAGCCGUAGCGCGGGGCGAAGACGGCCUGCCCGUAUGCGUCACAGCUACCCACGUAGACGGCUACGUGCUUGCGCUCGCCCCCUUCCACCACAGCUACAACUACCGGUCUGCGAUUUUGCACGGCUACGCGCAGCCCGUCGAGAGCGAGGAGGAGAAGGUGUGGGCUAUGGAACUGGUUACUAAUUCUGUGGUGCCGCAGCGCUGGCAGAACGCGAGGACGCCGGCAACGAAGGCCGAGAUGAAAUCUACGACGAUAUUGAGGGUGAAGAUCUAUGCUGGGAGUGCGAAGUUCAGGAGCGGACUCCCGCAUGAUGACCGUUUUGAUCUGAAGGAUGAGAGUGUGGUGGGAAAGGUUUGGGCUGGUGUGGUGCCGACGUGGCAGGUCAUGGGGGAUCCGAUUCCGUCGCCUGAUAAUGCUGUGGCGAAGGUGCCUACUUAUUUGAAGGAGUUUGUUGAGAAGGAGAAUAUUCGAAGCAGGGAUAUCGCUUUGAACGCCAUCAAGGAAUAG
Lachnellula hyalina is the source of this 777-nucleotide messenger RNA. RefSeq lists its product as uncharacterized. Lineage: Eukaryota; Fungi; Ascomycota; Leotiomycetes; Helotiales; Lachnaceae. The transcript has 2 exons. Bases 1 to 777 code for a protein of 258 amino acids. The record is from RefSeq and is a predicted model, not a curated record.